Messenger RNA from Plenodomus lingam JN3, 216 nucleotides. The record is from RefSeq and is a predicted model, not a curated record. Lineage: Eukaryota; Fungi; Ascomycota; Dothideomycetes; Pleosporales; Leptosphaeriaceae.
AUGUGCGUGCUCACUGCUGGAGAAGAAACAAUUGCGCGCCAGGGUUACGCGUGCGUAAUACGUGGAUUAGCCCAUGACACACUGGAAGAGUCAACAUUCACCCCCUCCAGUGUUGUCGUCACGGCGCAGGCAGCCAAUCAGCACACCCAUGCUGGCACGAGCAGCUCAUCUUCCUCAUACACACUACUACAUUGCGCAUCCUACAUGCCUACCUAG